Molecule: messenger RNA, 1356 nt
Organism: Aspergillus clavatus NRRL 1
Lineage: Eukaryota; Fungi; Ascomycota; Eurotiomycetes; Eurotiales; Aspergillaceae
Product: bZIP transcription factor
Exons: 2
Coding region: 1-1356 (451 amino acids)
Biological process (GO): regulation of DNA-templated transcription
Molecular function (GO): DNA-binding transcription factor activity
Source: RefSeq, a predicted model, not a curated record
AUGAUGCCUAUCCAAGACGAUUCCGAUAGUUCCAAGGUGCCUGGUCGGAAUCUCCCCUUAUUGUCCUGGGAAGAGGUCCAUCAGAACCUACUACUAUCCACUCGUAGAAACGUGUCAGAUCCAUUGUCCGUCCAGAGUAUCAAUUCAAUUUUGUCUGCUACGUCCUACCCAUUUCUAACCCCAGAGGAAUCUGGUAUUCCACCAUCAUCAUCACUACAAGGAACGCAACCAGUAUGGGGAUAUACAAGCAUCAAUGAGCAUUCUAGCACAGGUCAGCAGGCCAAAGAUCAAAACCAAAAUGCAUCAAAACGCCCUCGAAGUCGUGCUGCUAAUGCCGAUGGCUCGUUUCCGAGAAAAAGGGGUCGACCUCGCAAACAAGUCGACGAAGGGGAGGAUCCUAAUGAGCGACGUCGGAUGCAAAUUCGACUGGCUCAAAGGGCCUAUCGAUUACGCAAGGAUGCGAAUACGUCUUCAAUUCAGAGCCGAGUUCUCCAGCUUGAGGCAACAUUAGAGCAAAUUGGUACAGCCCUGCAGUCUAUUAGUAACGCAAUGAACCAGCCUGAUAGCCUUGAAUACAAUGCCCAUUUGAUUGGUGGUUGGGGGGACACGGUGCGGAUGUGUCUUUCCCUAGUCAACGAGGCGGCCAGUGUCGAAUCUCAAGAUCUUGUUGAAGGCACUUCGCCUCUUAGCGAAAAAAGCCACUCAUCUGCAGAAAAGAACGAGCCUCAGCUUCAAACUGCCACGUCUAUGGGCUCACCCCCCUCCCGGAUAAAAUCCAGUGCGAGCGCAGGCCCGGAGAGUCUAUACGCUGCUGGAUUCAAACCAACUCGUGAUGGGCACGACUCAUCCAAGGUAGCUGCUCUGGAGAUGUCUGCCUUCAUAGAACGACUCCAUUUUGCAUGCCUUCAUGAAGGCUACUCUGUCUUACGUGAUGCUUCUGUCGAGCUGGACCGUCUGCAAAAGCCGUUUCGAUUCCUCUUCCGCACAAUGGACAGAGAGCGCAUAACCUCAUACUUUGAGGCUUGCUUACAUGCAAAGGCCAGUCAGAAACGCCUGGACGAAUGGGAAGAUGUGCCAUACUUCAGGAUCGGCGGCGCUGGGACUCACUACCCAGGAAAGACCCCCAGAAGCUCAACGGAGGUGCUCUCGCGCUGCAAAAAUAUCCAGGAUCCCGUACUACAGUCACCACAAGAGAUUGGACAGAAGCUUGAUGGGGAAUGGUUUGAUCUGCAUGAUUUGGAGGGCUUUCUCCAUGAACAAGGGGUGGUGUUUGUUGUCGGUCAUGCCAAGGACUCUCUCGCUGGGGAAAAGUCAGUCAAUGCGGCGUAUUUGAUUCAAGGUUGGUCAAUCCUUUAG